AUAACCCUGAACUUUAGUCUGAUUGAAUAAAGUGAAUAAAAUAUUACCUUAAUUAAAUAGCCGUUUAAGUACGUUGAGUUUUAGACAGAUUUCUGAGUCAAAAAAAAAAAAAUGUUUGUUAUUGGAAUAUUUAUACAUUUGGUGUUUUUGUUUUCGAUAUUUGACAUAUAUUUUAAAUCGCCAAUUGUAAAUAAUGCCAACAUGUAUCAACCACUCCACGAGGCACCUGCUGAUCGCUUAGUUCUGUUUGUUGUUGAUGGAUUAAGGGCGGAAUCAUUUGUAAAUUACUCUACUAUGCCAUACCUCAGAUCUGUGGCAAAUAAUCAUGGCAGGUGGGGUAUUUCACAGACCAGAGUACCAACAGAAUCUAGGCCGGGUCAUGUGGCCAUAAUUGCAGGAUUUUAUGAAGAUCCAUCAGCUAUAGCAAAAGGCUGGAAAGAAAACCCAGUAGACUUUGACUCUGUUUUCAAUCAAAGUGAAUACACAUGGUGCUGGGGGACAUAUGAUAUUGUGGAUAUAUUCACAAAGGGUGCUGUGAAAAAUAAUAUUUUUAUUGAGAAAUUUGACCCAUAUGAGCAAUCUUUUAGUUCAGAUAAAAAUACGACAUUGCUAGAUGACUGGGUCUUUAAAAGAGUCAAAAACUUUUUUCACAAAGCAAAUUAUGAUGACAACCUUAGAGAAAAGUUAGGAAGUAGAAAAAUCGUUUUUUUCCUACAUCUGUUAGGGACUGAUACAUCCGGUCAUACUCAUAAACCCAGAACAAAAAACUUUUUAACAACUAUAAAGUUUGUUGAUGAAAAUAUCAAAGAAAUUGAAAAAAUUAUAAAAGACUUUUACAAUGAUGAUGGUAAGACUACAUUUUUGAUGACCUCUGACCAUGGCAUGACUGACUGGGGUUCACAUGGGACAGGUGAUGAUGAUGAAACUAAGACUCCUUAUGUGUUGUGGGGAGCAGGAGUACAGACAAUACAAGACAAUGUGAACCAACUAGAUCCUGAAACAAAUUCAAUGUCCUUUGGGAACCGAUAUGACAUAAAUCAAGCAGAUUUAACACCCCUGAUGGCAACUUUUCUUUCUAUACCUGUACCCGUGAAUUCAAUUGGUCAGUUACCAAUUGGAUUGCUUGAAAUGUCACUGCCAAACAAAGCUAAAGCAAUUUACAGUAAUUGCAGACAAAUGAUAUCACAAUAUAAUAAAAAGAGAUUAGAUGUUGAAGCCAGAGUAAUUUCAAUACUGUAUCAACCUUUCGAACCAUUUGAUGGAAAGAAAGUUCGCGAGAUUAUUAGCAUUACAGAAAAAUUAUUAGAGGAUGAGAAAUAUGAUAAAGUUAUUAAACUUAGUGAAGAAAUAAUACACUUGAGUCUAAGUGGUCUUACGUAUUAUCAUAAUUACUACCAAAAACCAUUACUUAUUACAGUAACUCUUUCAUUUAUAGGCUGGAUAUUGUGCCUUUUUAGGGUUUUAGUUAAACAAAAAAUGUUUGCCCAGAUAGAAAUGCCAAGAAAUAAAAGUCAUAGUUUAGUAAAUACAACUAAAACUAUAGAUGUAGCUAUGAAAGUAUUUUCUGCAAUUGUAAUGAUGGUGCUAUCUCUUAUGAUAUAUGUUCAAAGUUUACCAGUUCAGUAUUAUAUUUACUUCUUGAUGCCAAUAUUUUUAUGGUUGUAUGCUUUAACACCUAUCAAUCUAUGGAUCCAGACUCUGAACGUAUUGAAAAACAAGAGAAGAAUAUUUUUGUUGGGCAUAGAAAUACUCUGUUAUACUUUAGGAUCUAUUGCUUUGGGCUUAGCGCUAACACACAGAUGGGUGUUGAGUAUUCCGCUGUUGGGCAUGAGUUUGUGGCCGUUUUUCUCAGCGUCAAUACAAAAUUUGCCAAAGUCGGUGUGCAUUGCGUGGCCUGUCGGAUGUGUUUCACUCAGUAUUUUUUCAUUCAUGUCUGUUAUAGGAAAAAAUACUUGUAUUGAAUUAGUUAUUGCUGCUGGAAUAAUUUGGUUAUUGAUACACAGUUUAUACAUCUGGAAAGCUUUGUUGCCAAAUAGUGAAGAUCAAGAUGUAACGAGAGAGUUGAUUAUAAGUGUUAUUCAGAUAUUUACUUUAGCAGUAUCUCUUCAAAUUAUACAUUUGCAAUCAAAAUGGUUUGGAGAAAAUUUACCUAUUUCUCAAAGUCUUCAAUCUGUGUGUUGGAUUAUAUCAGUCUCGCUUCCACUGAUACCACUAUUGUACACGAAAAAGUUUAUAAAUCGCCUCUUGGGAAUAAACACAGCAAUUCUCAACUUUUAUCUUCUAUUAUCUGUUGCACAUGAAGGAUUGUUUAUGGUUACUUUGAUAUUAAAUGUGAAUUGCUGGAUGUUUAUUGAGAGUAAACUUAUUAAUUCAGGAAAUGUUCAGGGGAUACAGUGUGAAAAGGAAAAUCACAUAUUUUAUCAUUGGUGGUGCUAACUCGAAUCUACUGUUGUAAUGCGUUGUAAUCAAAUCUAUAAGCUAAACUAAAUUUAAGGUCUAUCCUUUAAUGAACCGAUGUAAAAAGGACAGCACUACUUCAGUGAAUACACAGCGUGUAUUUACAAGUGGCGAGGGUAUUAGAGCAAAAUAUGAGUAUUUUGGAUUUAGCUAAUAAAUUUACUAAAAUUUUCAAUUAAUUUUUAUACUGAAAUAAACCAAAAUCAUUGAUAAAUGAUCAAAUUGUACCAUUAUAUCGUCUGUCAUAAUAUUGUCUCCGCUAACGAUUUAAAUUACUUGGUUACCUCGCUUACACUUUUAUAUAUUUUAGUAUUAUGUACUUUUGUGCAUAAUUACUUAUCGACUGAAAUAAAGCAAAUUGUAUAAUAUUUUUUGCAUUUUUGUAUGAAAGCUUUAAACUCGAAAAAUCUUCCUUUGAUUUUGUAGCCCAAUUCUUGAGGAAAGGUACAUCCUAUUUAGCAUCACGCUACCUUUGCCUCCCGAGAAAUCCGAGUAUUGCCGGCGUGCCGGCGAUAUUGGCCGGCACUUUAACAAUAGAAUGAUGCGGGGUUGAUGAAACAGUGUCAGGUCAGGAACAAAAAUAUAGUUUCAAAAGAAGGUUAAAUGUUUUAGUGAAAGGACAAAGCAGUGGUGGAAGACUAAAGAAGAAAUAGAUGUAAAAAUAAAUCGUAUCACAAUCCCAUCUUCAAUUUUGGUCCAUAAUAGUCGGAAAUCGGAACACAAGCGAACAAUACAUCUACUGUUUGUAUAAACAUUUC
Molecule: messenger RNA, 3215 nt
Organism: Pararge aegeria (speckled wood butterfly)
Lineage: Eukaryota; Metazoa; Arthropoda; Insecta; Lepidoptera; Nymphalidae
Gene: PIG-N
Product: GPI ethanolamine phosphate transferase 1
Exons: 10
Coding region: 112-2436 (774 amino acids)
Biological process (GO): GPI anchor biosynthetic process
Cellular component (GO): endoplasmic reticulum membrane
Molecular function (GO): mannose-ethanolamine phosphotransferase activity
Source: RefSeq, a predicted model, not a curated record